AUGUACAACAUGUUUGUGGUGGUAACUGGAGUAAGACAAGGGGCAGUGGCAGGACCCUCCCUGUUCAAUUUCGACAUCUAUGACACUAUACGAAGAACGGCCGAGAACAGUCAGUUUCCUGCCGACAUCUUCUUAACACCAUCAGGGUGCCCCUUGACCGAUCCCGAGUACGCCGACGAUGUUGUUAUAUUCGCGGAAAGCAGUACGAAACUUCAACAUGUUGUCAACCUUGAAUCGAAGCUGGCUGCAGCCUAUGGACUACGUUUACGCCUUGACAAAUUCAAGCAGAUGUGGAUCUCAUCGAAAUCUCGAACGGGAACCAGGGUGGACGGACAACCGAUAGAAUUCGUCGAUGAGUUCUGUUACCUGGGCUGUACGCUGAAGAACAACGGCAACCACGAGAAAGAUAUUCAGCAAGAAUGCGCUAAGGAAACAAAAAAAGCAAAAUAG
This is a messenger RNA of Necator americanus (New World hookworm), 450 nucleotides long. RefSeq lists its product as uncharacterized. The record is from RefSeq and is a predicted model, not a curated record. NCBI's taxonomy places the organism in Eukaryota, Metazoa, Nematoda, Chromadorea, Rhabditida, Ancylostomatidae. The coding region runs from base 1 to 450 and encodes 149 amino acids. The transcript has a single exon.